GCUUGUCCCACCAGCCAAUCACAACGUGUUGUGACCGGAAGGGGGUGGGGCCUAUGGAGGAAAUGUGUCUGGUGGGCGGGGCAGCACCUCAGGGCUGCGUCCCUCAGCGCCGGGCGGUGUUAUGGCGUGGGGCUGAGCAGCUGGGCGCCGCCUGCUCGUGGCGUCCCUGUGUGAAACGAGGGGUGGCAGAUGAGAACAGGCCGUGGGAUGGAGGAAAAGCUGGGCGCUGGAGGGGCGGCUGUGCCCUGUGGGUGUGCGUGGAUGUGAGCAGGCUGUGCGUGGUGCUCCCACAGCAGCCGUUCUGUCCGACGGGAGGAAGCUGGAGGUGAAUGGGCCUCAAUGCUGUGCCCGGCCCCACUGCCCUCCCGCACACCUCCCUGCCGUGCUGUGCACACAGAGCCACGGCCCUGCUGGCAUCGGCAUGCAGCCACCGCUCAGCGCUCCGUCUGUGGUGUUUGCAGAUCCAUUCACGGAGCUCUUGGAAGGGAAGAUCUCUUGGAAGAAACUCCUCACCUUCCUCCUCUUCAGCUUCAUCUUCAGCUUCUGCCUCUUCGCUUCUCUUCGUCAGAUCAGGACUCCCGAGCCAGAGGAUAACAAUUCUUAUCUUCCCACUGAAAGAUCCCAAACUGGAAGUACCUGCACCCCGCCGAAGAGCGAGCGCAGGCUGACCAUCCUGCUGUGGACGUGGCCCUUCGGACAGCGCUUCACUUUUAGCAACUGCUCAGAGCUCUUUGACACCCCGAACUGCCACUUCACCGCCAACCGCAGCUGGUCCCAAAAGGCAGAUGCUGUGAUUAUGCAUCACAGGGAUGUGUGUGGGGACGGAGCGAGGCUGGCCCGGCUCCCCAGACUCCCAUCCCAGCGCUGGAUCUGGUUCAACAUGGAGUCCCCGAGUCACUCUCCAAACUUAGGUGCCAUGAACCACCUCUUCAACCUGACUAUGUCAUACCGGAGAGACUCGGACAUCUUCACCCCCUAUGGGGAGCUGCAGCUGCUCAGCCAGCCCCAGCCCUUCAGCAUCCCACCCAAGACCAAGAUGGUGGCCUGGGUGGUCAGCAAUUGGAGACCAAGCUCCCACCGGGUGAAGUACUACGAAGAGCUGAAGAAACACAUCCCCGUGGAUGUGUACGGGCGGCAUCACUUGCCCCUGCCCAUGGACAUGCUCCACCAAACUGUGUCCCAGUACAACUUCUACUUGGCCUUUGAGAACUCACAGCACGAAGACUACAUCACGGAGAAGCUCUGGAGGAAUGCCCUGUUCUCUGGCACCAUCCCUGUUGUUCUGGGGCCGCCUCGAGAAAACUACGAGCACUUCUUGCCCCCUGACUCCUUCAUCCAUGUCGACGACUUUGCCAGCGCCGGUGAACUGGCUCAGUACCUGCAGGAACUGAGCAGGGACACCGAGAGGUACCAGCGCUACUUCCAGUGGCGCAAGUGGCUGAAACCCGUGCUGGGGGUCAGCUGGGCCAUGCAAGUCUGCAGAGCCUGUCGCUUCCUGCAGAGGACAGAGGCCAGCUACCACGUCGUGCCCAAUCUGUCCAAGUGGUUUGUGUAACAGCUGUUUGCUCAGCUCUCUGCUGCGUUGUGAUCUUUUUGUCCUCGCUGGAUGGUUGCAGUUUUGAAGGCUGAUUGAAUGUGGUGGAGCCAGAAGGACGAGAGGAGCUAUGAAACAAGCAGUAAUGGGGAAGCGUUUUGGUGUUGGGUGUGCCUUUGUCUUCCUAGAGAAUAGACUGCCAGGUAGAGUAGGACAUU
Messenger RNA from Phasianus colchicus (ring-necked pheasant), 1752 nucleotides. It is a transcript of the gene FUT6, whose product is annotated as fucosyltransferase 6. The record is from RefSeq and is a predicted model, not a curated record. Lineage: Eukaryota; Metazoa; Chordata; Aves; Galliformes; Phasianidae. Gene Ontology annotation, cellular component: membrane. Gene Ontology annotation, molecular function: alpha-(1->3)-fucosyltransferase activity.